Messenger RNA from Aspergillus campestris IBT 28561, 2079 nucleotides. RefSeq names its product putative copper-activated transcription factor GRISEA (gene mac1). The transcript has 2 exons. Bases 246 to 1715 code for a protein of 489 amino acids. Lineage: Eukaryota; Fungi; Ascomycota; Eurotiomycetes; Eurotiales; Aspergillaceae. The record is from RefSeq and is a predicted model, not a curated record.
CCUUGGUCAUCAUGCCUCAUGAUGAAGAAGGCGCGAAAUGGUCAUGGUAUGGUGCCCUUUGGGUUUGAGGUCAUAUCCCCCAGUCCGACUGACAUUGCCCCAGCGAACCGUGCAUCCGUGGCCAUCGCUCGUCAAAAUGCCAGCACUUUGACAGACUGAUGAUGAAAGUUCCCAAAGCUGGACGUCCACUGGCAAAAUGCCCUCAUCCAAAGGGGACGUGCAGUUGCCAGAAGCUUUAUGCGUUCAUGAUCCGUAUUCCCAAAGGGUCAACUUGUCUAUGUAGACCUGUGUAUCAGGUUCCUGUGGAUGGAAACCAGUCCCCCUCCACCACUACACCGCCGGCCCUCACUGCUCCAACGCCCUCGUCUACACCCGGCAAGAUCCAGAAACCCAGCAAACGACAGAUCAAAGCCCCAUCCGAGAACCUCGUCAAAGCCUUGGACGCAAUCCCGCACUUUGGAAAUUACUCCGCGGAGAAUGGCGCCUCACACCAACCUCCAUACCUGCAGGACCCGGGGUCUGGCCCGUCGCAUGACAAACUUGAACAGAGCGUCACAGCGCCCAGUACAUUCAUGCCGCAGAACCAAACGUUGGGCACUGCCGAGAGCUCGGCCCCGAAAGGCGGCGGUUCCUGUUGUUCUUCUCGCACCCCCAAACCACCUACGCAGACCUCUACCCCGGGUUCGGCCUCAGGCUCCGGCUCCGGCUCCGGCUCGGCUUCAGGCUCGGGUUCGGGUGGUUCCUGUUGCAAAAAGCCGGAGCCACAGAUCAAGGUGGAUUCUGGAAGUGAUGGAAUCGCCAGCUCAUAUUAUGCCACCGACAACUCGCCCUACCCCGCUGUAUCACACACUCCCGUGUCAAGUUGGGAGGAUUUCAAAGCCAUUGACACCACCUCUUUCAUGCCGCCUUUUUCGAUCCCCCACACCCCGGCGGAUCCCUUAAAUUACGUGGCGGGCUAUAUGUCCCACCCCCCGGCGGGGCCGUCAUUCGGCUUCCAUGACCCGAAUAUGCCUAGCAGCAAUGGGUUUGACCAUUCCACAACGCCACAGGCCGUUCCCGACUCAGCAGCGAGCUUUACGCAGACAGUCCCAGCCGCCUUUGAUGGAUCACCGAAACAUACCUGUGAUUGUGGAGAUGAAUGUCAGUGUCUAGGCUGUGCGACUCAUCCUUUCAACAACACCACCAAAGAGCAUGUGCGCGAAAUGGGUCUCAUGGUUGCCCUGGACGGCACACCCCGGAAUGCGAAUGGUCUCGACGCUUACCCCAAUGUGCCAUUGCCUAUGAAACAACAGGACUCUCCGUCCGAGGAGUAUCUGUAUGGGGACUUUGGUCAGCAAAUCAACAUGACUCCCUACAGUGAGCAGGUCCCAGCCUCAAGCGACCCCACCAACGGCUUCUCGUCCCCUCCCACCGACUUUUCCCAGCAAAUGAUGCACACUUCCGAAUACUACACGCUCGAGUAUCCGGUCCGAUUCCAGCCGGCCUGCUCGGACGUGACAGGGAGCUGCCAAUGUGGAAGCGACUGCCAGUGUGUAGGCUGCCUCACCCAUAACGGCCACAACGGGAUAGCUCUGGAGCCACCUCCGCCAGAAAACCACGGGUUGGGUAUAAGCCAACCUGCCAUGUCCUCUACGUGUGGACCAGAGCUCGACACAUCUGGAUUGCCGCAUCUCAAUCAUCCAUCCGAGACCCCUUCAUCAUCGUCUAUGUUAUGAGACCUCGGUAUCCAUUCUAUCUGUCCUCCCACUCCAGUGUGGGGUCUUCCUUUUCCGUUUUUUUCCCGCUCCGAUAUCCCUACUCGACCUUAGCUUUGUAUUUCGGACGACUGAUGAUCAUGAUACCCUUGUCGAUAGACUUUGGAUCCUGCUAAAGUUUACUCACUUUGUCCUUUUGCGCUUCUCCACUUCUUUGUAUCGAUUACCAUGUUUGUGUGAUCUCCUCUAGGUGUUUCGAUUCUUUCUAUAUUUUACUAUUUUCACUAUUAUUAUCAUUCCAUUUUACACGCCCAUCCUGUCAAAGGGCCUACGUGUAUGCCCUAGUCGGCCAAUUGGUCCUACUCGCCCGCCGUUUCUGUUUCUG